UGUAAAUACCAUGCAGAUUCUUUUUAUUUCCAAUAUGAUGAAGAUGAGCUACCUAACUAUCAUGUCCACAUGCAUGGAUUAUCCCAUGUUCCUUAUCUCCAUUUUCUUCAUCUCAUCAAUCAUUUUGUUCACAUGCUUCAGAUUCCGGACCGAAUCCAACUUACCACCAUCACCGCCGGGGUUACCAUUGAUCGGAAACCUUCACCUUCUCGGCACCCACCCGCACCGUUCUCUCCGAGCACUCUCAACCAAGUAUGGUCCAUUAAUGCUCUUGCAAAUGGGCCACGUCCCAACCCUUGUGGUUUCAACUUCAGAAAUGGUGAAAGAGAUCGUUAAGAAGCACGACGUCAUUUUCUCCGACCGGCCAAAAACCUCUGCUGCUGACAUCUACCUUUACGGGUGUCAAGAUUUGGGCUUUGCUCCUUACGGUGCGUACUGGAGACAAAUAAGGAAAGUCUGUGUCCUCGAACUCUUGAGCCUCAAAAGGGUUCAUCAGUUCCACUUCGUGAGGGAAGAAGAGACAGCUCUUUUGGUUAAUAAGGUCAGAAAAGGUUGUGCUGAUGGGGCUUGUAUAAAUCUCAGUGAGAUGUUAGCCGCCACUUCUAGCAACAUAGUCUCUAGAUGUAUUCUUGGGCAGAGGUUUGAGGAUGAAAAUGGUCAGAAUGUAUUCGGAGAGCUGUCGAAAAAGGUCCUGGAAGAUUUUGUGGCCUUUAGCGCUGCAGAUUUCUUCCCUAGCAAAUAUUUGAGAUGGAUCGACGUUGUUACGGGGUUUAAAGGUCGCUUGAAUCGGAGGUUUCAAGAGUUAGACACUUUCUUCCAACAACUGGUUCAAGAACACAAGGAUGUACUUAAGAGUGAUCAUAAUGGAUCUGGAAGGAAAGACUUUGCGGGUAUUCUCCUCGGACUUGAAAAGGAUGGCAUGCUUGACUUUAAACUCACUCCUGAAAAAACCAAAGCACUUCUCAUGGAUCUGUUCGUGGGCGCAAGUGACACUACUUCGACAGCGUUGGAAUGGUUAAUGGCAGAGCUUGUGAAAAACCCAAGAGUGAUGAAGAAAGCCCAAGAAGAGGUUAGAAGAGUGGUGGGAAAUAAGUCUGAGAUCGAUAUGAACGAUAUCAACCAAAUGGAUUACUUAAAAUGUGUCGUCAAAGAAAAUCUAAGGCUACACCCACCACUCCCUCUUUCACUCCCUCGAAAGACUUUAUCAAGUGUUAAGCUUGGAGGGUAUGACAUCCAAGAAAACACAAGGGUGCUCAUCAAUGUAUUUGCCAUUCAAAGGGACCCAAGUGAGUGGGACAAUCCAGAGGAGUUUUUUCCAGAGAGGUUUGAGAACAACCCAAUUGAUUUCAAAAUGGGCCAAGACUUCCAAUUCGUUCCAUUCGGCAUUGGGAGAAGAGGCUGCCCUGCUUCGGCUUUUGGGACUAUAUCUAUUGAAUAUGUGAUUGCUCAUCUAUUAUAUUGGUUUGACUGGACGUUGCCUGCUAGUGACGACGGUGGAACUGUAUUAGCUUCGGAACUGGAUAUGAGUGAAGAUUGUGCAAUCACUGUUCAUAAGAAAACUUCUCUUCAACUCGUACCCAAACCAUACUCCGUCUGAUCUAUUCACAUAAUGUUUAUAUAUUUAUAUAUUAUGUAUGUGGUGUACGCUUUCCAAACUAUUUGGAAAUUAUAAUAAAAACUUUGGAUUCCUAAUUUUUUUU
Messenger RNA from Humulus lupulus (European hop), 1700 nucleotides. RefSeq names its product phenylacetaldehyde oxime monooxygenase CYP71AN24-like. Lineage: Eukaryota; Viridiplantae; Streptophyta; Magnoliopsida; Rosales; Cannabaceae. The coding region runs from base 11 to 1597 and encodes 528 amino acids. The record is from RefSeq and is a predicted model, not a curated record. The transcript is spliced from 2 exons. Gene Ontology annotation, molecular function: monooxygenase activity; iron ion binding; heme binding.